Cephus cinctus (wheat stem sawfly) is the source of this 7156-nucleotide messenger RNA. It is a transcript of the gene ndl, whose product is annotated as serine protease nudel. The transcript is spliced from 24 exons. Gene Ontology annotation, cellular component: membrane. NCBI's taxonomy places the organism in Eukaryota, Metazoa, Arthropoda, Insecta, Hymenoptera, Cephidae. Gene Ontology annotation, biological process: proteolysis. Gene Ontology annotation, molecular function: serine-type endopeptidase activity; protein binding. Bases 269 to 6523 code for a protein of 2084 amino acids. The record is from RefSeq and is a predicted model, not a curated record.
UGUGGAAGAAUAAUGCCUUCUUCGCAUUAUUUGCUGACACCCGAUCGGCCACGCAAAGAAUUCACUCGCCUCGCCACGAAUUUACCUCCUGUACUGCUCGAUGGAAUCGCGCGCCGUCAACACUUCCCCACGAACUUCGGAAAGUCCUAUUGUAGCUUCGCUAUUGUCCACGAAGAUUCCUCAGGAGCUGAAGAUCAAUUGCGUCGAUUAACGGGAGUUGGAAAUUUAAAAGUACAUUUCGUUCGGACGCAGGUGAAAAACAAAGGUAAUGAUCACUUCGCGCGAGGAUUACCACGUGGCUUCCUUGCCAAUGGAGGAGAUACCGAUUGGUGAUGGCGACCGUAAAUCCACUAUUGCGUCAACUCAUAAUUACGCAAAGCCAUCUAUUGCAUACUGCAAAGAUCUCGGUGCGCAGACUUACUGGGAAUUUUUCCUGCGCUACAAAUUCGCAAUUUUCCUUGGAACUUUGUCGAUUGCACUAUUUAUGAUCUUCAUCGGCUCGAUAAUCUGCACAGCGCCAAACGUCGCUACUCAGCCUGAUGGUCACGUCAGGGAGGAUCAUGUAAAUACGCAAGUAACCAGCCUGGAGGAUCUCCUCGAGAAUUUCGAGGACAUUAACGAAAAGGACUUGGUUCCUGGUCAGAAGGCAAAUGACAUUGCGGGUGAAUUGGCUGCUCUUUACGAACUAAUGGAAGCUUCGUCGGAGGAAGAGGAUGGACGACCGAAGCGCUCUGUGGAAAUGACGCCUAGCGGUCGAUCCUGUAGACUCAAAAAUAACGAGCAUUGCAAAAAAAUUGCAGAACGGAUGAAAAAUCUUGUGCACGGUGUUCAUAGUCGAGUCAACGAACUCAAUAAACUAAUGACUCAAACAGGAGUUGCAAAAGACAAUGAAAUUGGAAAUUUUAAAAUAACUGAUAUCAGGGACUGCUUCGUUUGCAGCAAGAACUUUGAAAGCGACUCCAUAACUUUUUUUGAAAAUUCCGCACCUGCAGAAUCGGCAAAUAUUCCUGGUGCGCCCGGUGGCACCGGGAACCCGCACGCCGUAGAAAACUUGAAGAAGGUGGAUUCCUUACUCAGGAAAUUCUCUAACCAAACUGUCGGCAAUAAUUCCAGUAUACAGGAGACCAAGAGUAAGGACGAUUUCAGGGAAGAUUUGAAAAUUAUAGUGGAUCAAGUUAUUCCUGAAAACAUCCAGACAGUCUUGUCCACGUCGCCCUCGACGCUACGUGCUAACGAACGCAAAGUCUCAGUCGAACCAGAUACUAUCGGAAUUGGCAAUUCCACGGAAUCUACUACGGUGACAUAUACAGGUUCAACCACUGCCGCUGCAACUUCUGAAUUUGAAAACAUUUUAGAGAUUGGCACGUCAAGGAUAACUCCUAUCGCCUCUAUGCCAGAGUCGACUUCUACACGGUAUGACGAUUUUGAGACUGCAACGAUGCCAGGUCAUCUCGUGGAGACUACAAGAGUGAUAGAAGGCUAUACGGUUUCCACGUCGAAGGCGAAUCAAGUAAACAGAACCCAGGCUGAUUUCGUCGUUCCAAGCGAGGAUUCGUCAACAGUGCGAGAUGCGAAUAUUCCCGAAAGUGGCCAAGAGAAGACAUCGUCGCAACCUGAAAAAUCAGAUUCCGCACGUGUUGCUGCAUCGCGGAUCACAGUGUCCACUUCUGAACUUUCGGAUCCAUCCGAACGUGGGCCGAGGAUCGUAACGAUUGCAGAACAAUCGAAAGACAAUUUCGAACCGACGGCCAUGACUAUACCCACAGCCGAAACUAUGAAAUUCAAUCGGCAGACGCAGUAUACUCCACCCGUUUCUUGGAUGCCAUAUCCGGUUUGUUUUUUCGGCUCCCAAAAUGCAUUGCCUUACAGGCACACUGCUGCAGGAAGUAUUGUGAUUCCAGCAUCUUCGGUUAAUUAUCCGCCUGGUCCCAUAGGGCCUGUUGGUCCUGUUGGUUCGAUUGGUCCCGUUGGUCCUGUAAAUUCCGUUAGACCAUCAGCUUCUAGUGCACAGUUCACGGCUGGUGUGCCGUUUCUCAAUAUAGAAAAUCAAGGAGUCCAAUACAUCCCAGUGCAAGCGCCCGUCCAGUAUGCUCCGACAGCCAUGCCAAAUCCUGGGAUGUUUAUUCCGGCCCACAAAGUGGGACCCACUGGACCAGGACUGCAGAACUUCCAUCUGAACACGGGAAACCAACCCCCCACGUCUUCGGGCACGCAACCCGGGUACUAUUACUGCACCUACGUUUCCAAUCCGACCUUGCAAUUUCCUGCGGUUCCCAAUGUCUCGGAAUACCAGCGAUCGAGCAGUAGCAACAUGUCGAACAGCAAGGUUGAUGCUCAAGUUUCAAUGAGCCAGGAUGGACCUCGUUAUGGGCACAUUUAUUCAGAUUAUGACGAUAAUUGUCCACGUGGCUCUCGAUCGUGUAACGACGGCAGCGCCUGCAUCUUGAAGUCUCGAUGGUGCGAUGGUAACGUCGACUGUGCCGAUGUUAGUGACGAAACGAACUGCUCCUGUAGAGAUCGUGUUGGAAAAGAUCGUAUUUGCGAUGGAUAUUUCGAUUGUCCGCGCGGUGAAGAUGAACUCGGUUGCUUCGGAUGCGACAAACGGUCCUUUAGCUGCGACGAUUGGACCCGACGAUCGAAAUCAAUGUGCGUGCCUUUGACGAAACGAUGCGACGGCAACAAUGACUGCCCAAACGGAAGGGAUGAGUUGGAUUGUAACAUUCUGAGUCGUACGGUCAACGAAGAUAAUAUGUUCAUGGUCGGAGAUACUUCCGGCUACCUUCACAGAAACUGGCAAGGCCGCUGGUACCUCGUCUGCGCACGGGUCCCUGCUUGGACCAUGAGUGCUUGUCUGGCGGAAGUAGGAUCGCAAAUGCGUGGCAACCCAAUGACUAGUUUCAACAAUUAUCCUGGGCAUCUUUUCAUGAGACAGUAUCUCGUAGAAACUUCUUCAGGUGAAAUAGGCAUUUCCGGAAGUUGCCAGAAUGGUGCGCUGUACGUUCAGUGUCCAGCAGUCCCGUGUGGCACUAGGGUUCUACCCCAUAAGGAGUUUUAUCCCACCUAUAACAUCUUAGAGGAUCCCUUACUGGGUACUUCACACGUUCCACUUUCCAAUGCGACUGAGGAAAAAAAUAUCGAGACCGGAAACCCCCAGUGGAAUUCGACUCUGCAGAAAAUAGCAAAAGCGCUGACUGACAACCAUACGAAUAUUCGGAAUGACAGCGUCGUCCGCUCCGAAGGACGCAUCGUGGGUGGCCGUGCCAGUCAACCAAGGGCCUGGCCAUUUCUGGUAGCCAUUUAUACCGACGGAUCCUUUCAUUGCGGUGGUACCAUUCUUACUGAACACUGGAUACUGACUGCGGCACAUUGCGUAGAGAGGUACCGCUAUCGCUAUUACGAGAUACGAGCUGGAGUUCUGCGACGGCUUUCAUUCUCACCUAUGGCUCAAACUCAACGGGCCGUCGAGGUUGUUUUGCAUCCCAACUAUAAUAGGCAAAGCAUGAAAAAUGACGUAGCUCUGAUUAGACUGAAAGAGCCUCUUCACUUUAAUCGCUGGGUGCGUCCAAUCUGCCUUCCAAAAAGUGACACGGCUGGACCCAAUUGGAGAAUGGGACCAGAACCAGCGAGCAGUUGCAUCGUAGCCGGAUGGGGCGCCACAAUCGAGCAUGGGCUGGACCCGGAUCACAUGAGAGAAGCUACUGUACCGAUACUACCGUUUUGCAAGCAUCCAGAGGAUCGCAACGAAGCUGAAAUUUGCGCUGGGAUCCCCCAGGGUGGAGUGGACGCCUGUCAGGGUGACAGCGGUGGACCACUCAUCUGCCUAAAUCCGCAAUCGGGGACGCAGUGGUACGUGGCCGGUAUAGUGAGUCACGGAGAUGGCUGCGGUCGUCCCGAAGAGCCAGGUGCAUACACAAAAGUCAGCCACUUCGUCGACUGGAUCGACAGCGUAAUUAUGCGCACGAAUCCUGGACUUGGCGACAGACCACUGCAACGAUGCCCUGGCUUCACGUGUCACGGAGAAGCCGGGAAGUGCAUCCCUGCUGUGCGACGCUGCGACAAAAGGGUUGACUGUCUAUCAGUGGAGGAUGAGGUCGACUGUCAGACUUACAAUGAUUUCGAUUUGUUCAGAAAUUUAAAUACUGCCGCCGCUAGAAGUGCAGACGCAGAUCUCAGUGCGCCCUCAGCGAUUUCCCCACCGGAUCCACCCGCUGCCGAUGAGCUUCCUGUCAAUGCAUCCGUUCCCGAGAAUUCGAGUAAUUUUCUGAAUUUGACUACAAGUCGGCCCGCCGUUCCAGCAAUUGGGAAAACAUCAUUGCCAACUCCUAUUAACAGUCAUUUUGUCUGCACCAGAAUGCUGCAGCGACUGCCGAAUAGUAAGCGAUGCAACAAAGUGAUCGACUGCGAGGAUGCGACCGACGAAGAAAACUGCACCUGCAGGGAUUACUUACGGAAUCUCCAGCCAACUGCAGUCUGCGAUGCACACGUCGACUGUGACGAUGGAAGCGACGAGGAGAAUUGCCAUCCCUGCGACCGGAAUGAAUUUCAUUGCGCAAGAAGUGGAAAGUGCAUCCCGUUAAACGGAAAAUGCGACAGAGUUGCAGACUGCCAUCUGGGCGAGGACGAACAGGACUGCUUUUCGUUGAGCAACGGUCACAGCGUCACCGUCGACCUGGAGGGACGACCGCAGUUGAACGUGCAGGGAAUCGUGAGCCAGUAUCAGAAUGGUCAGUGGCGGCCAUUUUGUUUGGACACUAAUGGGUUCGCUUCGAAUGACACGGAAAGGGAGAGAAGCAUUGGGCAAUACGUGUGUCGUUAUCUUGGAUUCGAAGACCAGAUGAAUACCACUAAGACGAUAGUGAGUGACAAGACGAUCGACGCGAUUCCGUCUGCCGGUCGCGGUGUCGUCGGCCACGGGUAUCCAGACACUGAAGUUGCACAGAGUACCGACAGCACUGGCGACAAGACCUGCGUCAGUUUACACGUUGAAUGCAAUCCCACUCUGAACACGAGCGUCAGCAAUCACCUGGUGAGCAUUAAGGACACCGAGAAUCCUAGCUACCUCUGGCCCUGGCAUGCCGCCAUCUUCGUGGACGGCCGUUAUCAUUGCUCGGCCGUACUCCUGGAGCACAGUUGGCUCCUUACCAGCGCGCGAUGUGUCCAAAAUAUAGACUUAAGGAGCAAUUAUACAGCAGCUAUGCUAGGUCUCUCGCAAUCGUACUUGCACGUGGAUGGUCCGCACCAGCAAGUUCUUCCAGUCGACCAAGUGAAGCUUAUUCAAGACACGGACGCAGUACUGCUGCACCUGCAAGAUCCGGUAAAUGCAACACGACAUGUGCAGCCUAUAUUCCUGAACAAAAGAAUGCACCCAGCGUCCGACAAGUAUGCUUGUGUGGCGACUGGAGUGGAUGACAAUGGCCGCACAAGAACAAUAUUUUUACAAGCAGACAUGACAUGCUCGACCUGCAAUCGCUGCUACAAGAGAAGUCAUCCAAAAAAUUGUUUUAACGAAACGUCACUUCCCUGGAGUGGGACGAUAGUCUGCCAAUCUUCAUUUGGCUGGUAUCCCGCAGCCAUUUUUCACGAGGAAAAUGGUUACUGCGGCUUUCAAGAAAAGCGGCCUUUGACAAGUAUAGAUUUCAUAAACGCUCGUCUCGCAGAGGCCAUAGAUGAAAAACAGAACUUUGCCAAGGAAUUGGCAAAGUGCGAUGGAUUCCGAUGUCUUCUGGGUCAGUGCGUCUCAUGGGAUCGAAUCUGCGACGGAGUUCCCGACUGUCGCGAUGGCGCCGACGAAGAUGCUGAUUUUUGCAGAAGAAAGAAGGAUCGUUGCCGUGCCGAUCCCACCGACGCAAUCGGAUGCAGAUGUUCCAAGUCGGAAUUGCGUUGCGCAAACGGGGAGUGCGUACCGAAAGAACGUUUUUGUGACCACAAGGUGGAUUGUGCGGAUGGGUCUGACGAGCCCGCUAAUUGCACGUGCGCAGCUUAUUUGGAGCUGACGUCACCAGAAAGGAUUUGUGACGGAACGCGCAAUUGUUUCGACAAGACGGAUGAAGAUCCGGAAACCUGUUACUGCAAGGACUCCAGCUUCAAGUGUGGCAAGAUCAAUGGAACGGAAUUAUGCGUGCCGCAGGACUUUGUGUGUGACGGUCAACAAGAUUGCUUUACAAAUAACGACGAGACUCAGUGCAGAAAAAUAAAAGGAUCGCUCAGGGAUCCUCCCGGUACCGGUGAGGUAAUUCGUCGUUUCCACGGUGUGUGGCAUACCGAGUGCUUCGAUUUACCCGUGACCUCCCCGACGGAAGUCGAGGAACUCUGCAAGAGUUUGGGAUACAAGACAGGCAGGAGGCUCACUGAGAGGAGGAGUGCUCUGGAAGAAUAUGGCGAGCCCAGAGUGGUGGACCUGGACAACUUCUACAUGCUCCGUGUCAACGAGAAUACCUGGCUGACUAUGAGGAAUGACGCGCCUCUGGCCAGGCUGGCGUCGCCACGGGAACCCUGCCAUCGGCUGCUUGUCAGUUGCGUCUAAGCCGAUACCACCAAUCUAUUCGAUCCCUGGCUUCCUCGUCGUGGCCGUGUUGACUCAAUGACUAUCAGAUUUUCUCAAUUUUGAAAUGCACGAUCGAACCAGUCGAAUGAGUCGCUUGGGAAUGUGAAUGGUGCCGUUGGAGGUUUGAGGUUGCCUGAGACGAGCAGAGGGGCAAGAAGCUACUUACUCGUAGCCAAGGAGCAGCCGUUUGCCUUCAACGUCAGCGACCCCAUUCGCCACAUUCUUUCUCCGUCUCCUCUACUCCCUUUCUCUCGUCUUGCCUCCCUGAUCUCUCGUAGGCUUAUCCAUCCUCGGAGCGUUCGAGAUAGCACCGAUGCACCACCGAUGCACCAUCGACCCAACACCAAAGAUAUGCAGUUUCGGAUCUACGUCGAGCACGUGUUUCCCUCUAGCCUUGACAAUUGGUGACCACGUUGCAAAUCGUUGGUACAGAGUGAAUCCACCAAUUCCUGACCGCUGAAAUUAAAACCCUCAGUUCGUUAAUACGUUCAUUUAGCCAUUGUUUCUCAAGGCACUUCAUAAAAUUGCAUGCAAGAGGGAGACUCCGUGAAGCGUUUGCUGAUCUUUGUUUUAGAUCCAAUCGUGCAAUAAAUGCUCUCUACAAGAUCAAAA